GGCGGCGCAGUUUACUGCGCUGCCGCUUGUUCUCUUGGCCCGCCGCCGUGGCCCUGCUCGAGCGUACUCGCGCAGGCCGUGCAGGGCCGGCUGGCGGCAUUUUUGCGCUCCGCGUGCACGAUGCGUUUCGCAGUGCGUCUCGCAUUCACUCGUCGUCGCAGGCGAAGCAAUGCGCGCCGCGAAGGCGCUUGCCCAGUAGGCUCCACAAUGUUUUGGAUAAAGUUUGUGCCCUAGAGAGUGCCGUGGACGAGGGGGAAUGCCGGCGAGCACGUUGGGCCGCCGUCGUCGCUUGUUCUCGGCGUCUCUGGCCAUCGGGAGUGGAAGAACCGUGGGGUGGUGGUGCAUGGAAGCCUAAAGCAGCCUGACUGAGUGCCAAGAUGAUGGAGGCAGCGACCCACUUUGUGGAAGUGGUGCCCGAGGACAUGCAGACCCUGGGCACCGAGGAGGAGAUGCUGCCUCCUGUGUCGGCAUCGGUUGUCUCAUCAUCCUCAAUUAUCAACAUGAACACCCUUAUCUACUCACAGGGUCCCGAUGGGAUUAUCAUGGAGGGUGAUGAAAUAGGACCUGAUAUUGUGGGUGAGAUUGUGACUGAUGACAGCCCUGACAUGAAAGUGCUGCCUACCAACCAAGUUAUUCACAUGGACUUGGCCCGAGAAAAGCACCAGGAGACGCUGAGUGGGCUGGAGAGCCUGGAGGGCCAAGGGUUCAUGAAGGGCCAUGCCCUGCACUCGCCAGUGAGCCAGAUGCUGCUGCAGGAAGGCGAGGCCAACGGGGAGAUCAUCCUGGUGCCAAACUCGAUGAUUAAACAGGAGGACAUCAUUGAAGGGGGCGAGGUAGUGGUGGGCCCAUCGCCCGACAUGGCCGUCGAGGAGGCCCUGUUUGAGCCCACUCUGGAAGAAGAGUGCCGCGCUCUGGCCCCCAUCGAAGAGGUGGGCUAUGAGUGCCAAGACUGUGGUGCUGUGCUCAAGAGCCGCAGUGCGUUCAAGAAGCACGCCCGCAUGCACCACGGGGUGUCACGCAAGGCAGCCCGCAAUGCCAGCUAUGCCAGCUCCGAGGAGAGCUCGCUGUGCCCACUAUACUCGUGCCCGUCGUGCCCGUACAUGUCUCCUAGACGCGACAAGCUAGACAAGCACAUAAUGAAGCAUGUGCUGCAGGAGGGCUUCCAUCCGUGCGGCAAGAAGCGCCACAAGCCCGAGGCCCCCCCGCAGAGGCACCGGCACAACGCCGAGGAGUAUCGGUGUCCCUUUUGCCCGUACACGUGCACUGUGUACAAGGCGUACCGCAAGCACCAGAAAGCGCACAUGCUGGGUGCUGCCAAGCUGGCACCCGUCAAGCUGAGCUGCAAGAUCUGUGGCAAGGACCGUUCCACCGAGGCCGACAUGCAGAAGCACAUGAAAAAGCACCGCAGCGGGGAAAACUUUGUGUGCGACGUGUGUGGAUUUGCGAGCAUUCAGCUUAAGAAGAUCAUCCAGCACCGACGCAUGCACACGGGCGAGAAGCCACAUCUCUGCCCGCACUGCAGCUACAGGUCCGCCCGCAGGGACAACCUGCGUUCGCACGUGCGCCGCAUGCACAAAAAGGAGAACAUGUACAUCGACACGUUCAACCCCAAUGAGGAGGUGGUGUAUGAGUGAACAGCUGUGUUUAUUGGGCCACUCGGGAGGGCAGCUCCAGGAGGCCUGCCAUGCGCAGGGCCUCGAUGCCGCCGUGCAGGAGGCACACCCGCGCCUGGCCGCUGCGCACCAGUCCGUUGGCCGCCUGCAGGGAGCAGGCCUCGCUUGCAUGCCGCCACACACAAACCCUUUCUUUCCUGAGAUAAAGUGCUGCUGCUGAAUGGCCUCUGCAUUCCAACCUGCAUUGCUGGGGAUCUCUCUCAAAAAGGGAUUCCUUACCUCGGUGGGAAAAACUCGAGUAAAUAAAUGGGUUGACAGUU
Molecule: messenger RNA, 1933 nt
Organism: Dermacentor silvarum
Lineage: Eukaryota; Metazoa; Arthropoda; Arachnida; Ixodida; Ixodidae
Product: RE1-silencing transcription factor
Exons: 4
Coding region: 378-1634 (418 amino acids)
Biological process (GO): regulation of transcription by RNA polymerase II
Cellular component (GO): chromosome
Molecular function (GO): chromatin insulator sequence binding
Source: RefSeq, a predicted model, not a curated record